AUGAGGCUCGAGUUGAUCCACGGCUUGGUGCAACUCAUCGGUCACUCGUUGGGCGCUCAUUUGGCCGGCUUCAUUGGCAAAAAUACAAAAUCCAAAUUGGGUAGAAUUUAUGGCCUUGAUCCAGCCGGCCCAUGUUUUGGUGCCAUUACUGGUUCGCUAUAUCCAUCGAGCAAGCGACUAGCUCCAAGCGACGCCGAAGAAGUAGUCACAAUUCACACCAAUACAGCUCUGCUGGGUAUAGACAAGCCGUUAGGCCGUCAAUCGGUAUUUGUAGAGGGUGGAUCUGUGCAGCCUGGUUGCAAAGGUGGUGGAGUAUUCAAGAGCAUAAGCGCUCUAACUUGGGACGGCGGCGAUUUCGACACAAUUGCUUGUUCGCAUUCAAGAGCACCGAAUUUGCUCACCUAUCAACACGAUCAAACUGAGUCAGAUGACGACUGCCAGUUGGUUGCUUAG
This is a messenger RNA of Cryptomeria japonica (Japanese cedar), 453 nucleotides long. RefSeq lists its product as uncharacterized. The transcript has a single exon. The coding region runs from base 1 to 453 and encodes 150 amino acids. Gene Ontology annotation, molecular function: lipase activity. The record is from RefSeq and is a predicted model, not a curated record. NCBI's taxonomy places the organism in Eukaryota, Viridiplantae, Streptophyta, Pinopsida, Cupressales, Cupressaceae.